GAGAACUGGCUGAGUGCAAGCCGAAUUUUGUGGUUUCCUUUCCUCUGCCUGGCUCUUCCCUUCCCUUCCCACCUGCACAGCUAUUUAUUCACACCUGCAGGAGCUCUUUUCCCCCUGUGCCUUCCACGAGGGGCUUGGUCAUAUGGGUCUCCCCUCGAGGAAGUUGUGCUGACAUUACCGCUUUUCGCUGCUGCUUCUUCUUUUUUUUUUAAAGGGUUAUAAAUUAGAAAACAGAAGGAGAGAAAAGGGGAGGGGAGCGACAGCAGCUCUUACACAAGCCAGGGGGUGGAGGAGAGGCUUCUUGCAGGGUUGUCUUCUACUGCGGCUCUCCGGCCCUGAGGAGACUUUGCUUUCCAGGCAAGCUGAAAGAUGAGACCUCUCCGGCUCUGCCUUCUCCUGCUCUUCGGCCUGAUCUCUUCCCAGAAGAUCCCCAGGUUGAAGCUGGUUCCAGACGAUGUCCUGCGGUUAAAUCUGGAUCAUCUGGAGGGGCCAAAAACCAUGUUCCAUGAGCCUGGCUCUGAAAAGGUCUUCGUGGGAGGCCGAGGGGUGCUGAAGAUUCUGACGUUUACGGAUUCCAAGGCCAAGACUCCUGAACAGAUCUCUCUGAGAGCCGAGGACAAGGCAACACAGGACUGCAAGAAGAAGGCUGGCCAUAUGCGGACGGACCACUGUGAUAAUUUCAUCCGGGUGAUCAGGAGGCUGGGCGGCAGCAUCACAGUCUGCGGAACCAACGCCGGUUCGCCCAAGUGCUGGUCACUGAUCAACGACACAGCCCUGAGAAAGGACGCACAGGGCAAAGCAGUCACAAUCAGUGGAGAAAACAUCUCCCCAGCAUUACCGUCUCAAGGUGUUGUGUCCAUCGCCAUAGAAGACAACCUCUAUUCUGCAUUUUCGGGGAACAAAAGCAGCAUCCAGCGGAGUUACGGAUCAAAAAAGAAGCUUAAGACAGAAGACAAGUGGCUGGCGAGAACGGAGUUCGUCAGCGCUGCCCUGCUGAAGGAGAGGGAGAGUGCCAGCGACGAAAUUUACUUCUUUUACAACGACGUCAACCAGGCACCUGGGCUGGAUGAAGAGCCAUUCAAAGCUCAGGUUGGGCGGGUGUGCAAGGCGGACGAAGGCGGGAAGCCUCUUCUGGUGGAUUCCUGGAACACCUUCCUCAAGGCCCGCCUGGUGUGUGGACACCCCAGUGAGCCUCCGCGUUUCCAUCACCUCCAGGAUGCCUUUGUCCUCCAAGAGGGCCGUAAGAGAGAUGAGGCGGUGCUGUAUGGGGUCUUCUCCAGCACAUGGGGCACAUCAGCCGUUUGUGUGUAUUCUAUGAACAGAAUCAGCAACCUUUUCAAGACUUCAAACUUCAAAGGCUACAGCGGCACGAUACCCCAGCACAGGCCUGGCACGUGUGGUGUGACAAAUCCCACCAUCACUCAAAGAUCCAUGCCUCAGCUCCUGACUUUGAUUAAAGACCAUCCAGAAAUAGACAGAGUGAUCUACCCAGAAGGGGAACAUCCCCUCUACGUCCUCCAGAAUAACGACACCUAUACUCAAGUGGUGGUGGAUCGGAUUCAAGACGCCCACAACAAGUCGCGUGAAGUGCUUUUCCUCGGAACAGCUAAAGGGAAAAUCCACAAGGUGCUCAGAAGCAGAGAGAAGACAGUAAUCAUUGCUGAACUCAGUCCCUUCAAUAAAGAGGCGCCCGUCUCCUCUAUGAUCCUAGACACCACCACGGGUCACCUGUAUGUCAGCACAGAGUUCGAGGUGGCACGCCUGCCGCUGGUGGAUUGUGACGAGUACAAAGAGAACUGCUGGAAGUGUGUCCUCGCCCGCGACCCGUAUUGUGGUUGGGAUCCUGAUGGCAAGAUGUGUUCCCCUGUCUCCCAGAACUACAGUGGCAGCAACCUGCUUCAAAGCCUAGAUUCACAAACGACAGAUGUUUGCAAAGGGGCUGAAGCCAAAUUAGCUCAGGAAACACUCAAGAAAGUGAGUGUGGAUUCUAAAGCCUUUAUCUACCUGCCAUGCCCCUUACGUUCCCACCACGCCAUCUAUACCUGGGUCAAAGACGAGAAGACGUACCCAUGCGCCAUGGACGGGCAAUCCUGCACUCUUCGCUUUGAGGAAAAAACCACCCCCAUGGUUCCGGGGGUCUUCCGGUGCACUGCCACGGAAGAAGGCUACAAGGAAGAAAUCACCGCCUUUAAGGUCACGCUCAACAGCGGGAGGAUCCCAGAGGUUUCCUUGCUGGUGGUGGCCAUGGGCGUCUUGUUCCUUUCCGUAACGAUUCUCCUGCUAUAGACAGGACUGGUGGCUUGGAGCAGAUCUUGUCACACUGCCAACUGUCUGUCUGUCUUAAAGAAUUGCUUUCUUAUCAUCCUGGUCACUCUGGGCCAUUCCUCCCAUCCUCAUUUCAACAAACUGCGCUCAGUCCAACAAAAGGGAUUCUUCAUAGCUUUCCAAACAGCAAAGUCAAUUCAUCACCCUUCUUCCUCACAUUCCAUCCUAAACUUUCUUCUGCACUUCCAGUCAUGACCUUUGGCUAGGGAGAGUCAAUGGAAUUUUGGCAGGAUCCAGGAAGGGGAAACAAUCCUCUUGUAGGGUGAUUGAAGACCCCCUACUUCAGGUGAGCCUAAUUGGGUCACCAAAGCAUUUUAUUUGACCCCUACCAUACCUUUCACCAAGGUUUGACAAAGGUUUGCACACAGUUCUGAAAAGCAACAUAGUUUUCAAGCUGGCAGAGAAACCUGUAUGUUCAAUUCUCUUUGCGAUUACGUGUGGAUAAUCCCAAAGAGACUAUCCAUUGCCUGAAUGAAAAGGCAGCUUCAGGCCUUGUCCAAAUGCAUGUGCUGCGAAACUGGGAAAACCUUUCCCACUAAGAUUGAUUAUAAAGCCUGCCUAACUGUGGAGGGGGUGGGUGAUAUGGCAAAGGAGCUUCUGGGUGGCCCUUGAGAACAGGUAAGUUGGCCAUCCUUGCCUUAUUUUCUAAAGCUUGCAGCCAAAAUAGCGACCAACAUCUGCCAGAAUUCAACUGCCUGUGGGUUAAUUCACCCAGAAGCAAAUUUGUUUAAAAAGCACGGAAUCGACUCUUUGCCACCAGACCCUAGUGCCAACCAUUCCAACCGUAUCAUUCCAACCAUCGAAGUAUUUUGGUGUCAACCUGUAUAGCCUUCAAUGCUACACAAGCAUGCGGUCAAGAUGUGUACCUAAGAACAACCAACACCCUUGGAAAGGUGGGACGCCAUUGCUCAGUGGUAAACAGUUGCCUUGCAUGCAAAUGAUCCUUGAUUCAAUUCCCUAUAUCUCCCCUUCCAAGGAUAAUCUCAAGUAGGGAGAAUGAAAAGGACAACCCUGAGAAGCAUCUUGGCUGGCCAAGAGGAAGCAGCUGGUCAUGAAGGGAUGUGAGCCAACAAAGUGACUAGGUGUCAAGGAGAACAGACCGAUCUAUAAUUUGUAACAGACGAAUGCAAAUCGGCAGUAUGGCCAUUAGCACAAGAAGGCCAAAGCCUGCAUUACAGAUUAUAUGAAACAGGAUUGCUACGACUUCCAAGACCUGAAAGUUGUGAGAAGAAGCCGAGAAGAUUCUGGGACUUCCGCACUACCAGUUAUGACAGGUUGGCAAGCAGGCAGAGAGAAGAUGCUGCCCAGGUACGUGCAGGCAGAAUACAGGAGGAAAAACUAGUGAGGAAUGGCAGCAGUGGAUAGACACUGGGAUCCGAGGGAGACCAUCCAAGGGACAAGCUUCCAGGGCAGGGCUGGACGUCCUUCCUUGAAUUUGGUCCAAAAGCGAUGGAGGCCUCUUGCGAUCAAUGGCAAAUGCCCUCAUAUGUCCAGUAAUAACCCUGUAGGCCCCGAUGAUUCCCAUAGAUUAGAAACAGAUCAUGCCAACCGAUUAGAAAAACACAAUCCUGAUUCAGUUUCUGUUUUGUUUUGCGUGGUAUAUGAUUGCAAACCAGUUACCACAAAAGCUAGGGGAGCAAGGGCCUUCAUUUUUGUUUAUUUAUUGAAUAAAUCUGUAUACUGCCCACUACCGAAGUCUCUAGGCGGUUUACAGCAUAACAAACCAAGAAUUUAACACUUAAAACAUAUAAAAAUCAGAUUAAAAUAUCCAUAAAAACACACCAACUAAUUAAAAAGCUUGGCUGAAGAGAUGCGUUUUUAAAGGUAAAGUGUGCUGUCAAGUCGGUGUCGACUCCUGGCGCCCACAGAGCCCUGUGGUUUUCUUUUGGUAGAAUACAGGAGGGGUUGACCAUGGCCUCCUCCAGCACAGUGUGAGAUGAUGGCAAAAUAGUACCAGCAGGGAUUCAAACCGGCAACCUUCUGCUUGUUAGUCAAGCAUUUCCCCCCAGUGCCAUUUUAGUUGUUUCCUAAAAGCCAACAGGAAUGGAGCAGCUCUAAUCUCAGCAGGAAGUACAUUCCACAGUGCUGGGGCAACUAUAAGGAAGGCACGCCUCUGAGUUGCCACCAGAUGAGCUGGCGGCACCCUCGGACAAACCUCCACCUAUGUUUCUUCCAGAGCCUAGAAAGUCCAAGAAAUGUCACCAAGGGCUGGACUCGAAGAUACGCCCCUACAUCCCAGAUAAUUCUCACCUUAGGCAGCUUCCAACUGGAAGUGUGUCCAGGAAAGGAGAGACCAAAGGAACCGGAGGCAAGAAGCAGAGACAAUGGAUUGUACCUCACAGGUCAGAUCUGUCAGGCUUGAACCAUGUUGUGCUUAACAGUGUCCAAAGUCCAUCCCCGGCUGUGUGUCAGUCACAUGCCUUCCCUCUUGGCACGACUGCCUCCAUUUUGAAUUAACUCCUGCUGAGUGUUUAAGGGGAUGGGGUGUUUACUAAUGAAUGCUGCUACAAGAACUCCACUUGGGACAUAUCUACUACUAAGUUGCAUCCGUUUUUAUUCCAGUGUGUCCAUCAUGGCUUCUCCCCGGCACAGAAUCUGGAAAUUCCAUUUGGUGAGGGUGCUGGAGAUGAGAUCUCUAGUCCGUUGCACAAAGCUACAUUUCCCGUACUCCACUGGGGAGAAGUUAAUGUCUAUUAAAUCAGUUUAAGUCUUGGAUAUGCCCUUAUCUCCCGCUCCUGAUGGAAUCUUCCUUCUGCCUCUUGAACUGCAGAUUCCCUCCAUGUAGAAAGCAGGUGGUUACGGCCACAUCAUACAAACAAUUUCUUGUGUCUUCUGAGCUUUGUGUAGCUUAUGCUUCCAUGCUGCCCAACCUAUCUCAAAACUGCCUCUUUCAGAUAUUUCACGUACAAAAAAGGCACCUCUCUUAUUAUUAUUACUUAAGGAAUAUUUUUUUUAGAAUAUUUGUACAAAAGCUAUUUGCAAAAAAGCGUGUUUUGUAAAGAAGUGACAGAGAGAAUAAUACAUUCCCGAAGAAAACGGUAGAUUUAACUUUGAGUAAAUGUAACUAAGGGACCACAUGGAGCAUGAAGGCUGCAGUCCUACGCACACUUACUUGAGAGUAGAAACUCAGAGUUGAAGCUCAUGGUGGCUAUGAGGCUUAAGUUUAGAACAAUUGCUUAUUAUAUCUUCAACUUGCUUGUUCUGGUGCUUGCUCAGGUGGGGGGGUCUGAUAUCCCAAACCCCUUUUUUUGGAGUGGAACAAAGUAGGAGUGUCCUGCUUAUACAAGUCAAAAGAAUGACACCCUUUCUUUGGCAUGCUAUUUAAUUAUGGAACGUGUCUUUUCUAUUAUGAUAAUAUGUGCGUGUAUAUAUUAUCUAUCUCUCUCUCUCUUUGGGAUGCUUUAAUGACAUUAUCAUCAGGUGCAUGGGUUACUUGAUAUUAUAAGCAAAAUACUCCAUAAUCUGGGCCUUAUCUCAGAUACUGAAAUACUUAUACUGUAAGGUGUAUGGAUUUUUCUGGGCAUGGGCACUUCAGGGUGUAUGCAGAGCUCCUUCAUGGCCUCCUAUUCAUUUUAGUGCUCAGGGAGCUUCAUACAUGCAAAGGGAUACGUACAUGGAGUUUCCCCUUUUGUUUAAGCGAACAGGAAAGCCUGCCAUGUGCUUUAUAUGUUCAUCAUAUAACGCACAGGGCUUCAGAGCAAGGUCAUAAAAUAAACUUUGCCAGUUUUCUGUACAAUCAGAAUGUCCCCUUAUUUCGGAAGAAAGCAAAGCAAGUGCGAUAGUGCUGUUCAAUUAAGCCUAGCACACUUCAGAGUGAAUUCCCAGAAACUACCAGAGGGCUCCAGAGGAGCUAACAUAAACUUUUCUUUCUGGGAACGAAGAAGCCAUGGAGGUUGUUUCACCUUUCCUUUCCGAUAACACAUUCCCUCCCCUGUUGGGCUUCUGCUUUGCUGUGUAUUGAAACUGCUGAUCUGUAAUGACCUCUUGGUCCCUCUCUGCCUGCUUCUGAGGAGCAGAAAAGCAUAACAAUGUGCUGGGAGGAAAGGAAUAAAAGUGAUUGAUCACUGAAUAAA
Messenger RNA from Hemicordylus capensis (graceful crag lizard), 6398 nucleotides. Its product is annotated as semaphorin-7A-like. Gene Ontology annotation, biological process: neural crest cell migration; axon guidance; negative chemotaxis. The transcript has 14 exons. The record is from RefSeq and is a predicted model, not a curated record. NCBI's taxonomy places the organism in Eukaryota, Metazoa, Chordata, Lepidosauria, Squamata, Cordylidae. The coding region runs from base 370 to 2286 and encodes 638 amino acids. Gene Ontology annotation, molecular function: semaphorin receptor binding; chemorepellent activity.